GGUGGUCGUCGCAUUUGGGCUUCUCGGGACGGACAUUUUCCAAGGCAGUUUUCCAGGUGAAAUUCCGGACGGAAUCGCGCGGAUCGUGACGGUUUUUUGGGGAAUUCGUGGAUCGGUUCCACUGCCCGUGGAAGGAACCUCGGAACAGUUGUGUGGAUCGUGAAGAAUCGGUGUUUUGCUCGGGCGAGAGCUUGGUGGAAAGUCUAGUGUGGUGAAAUAGCGGAAAGGAUUUUCCGGAUUUCUGGCAGGGAUUGUGAACGGCCUGCGGCCGUGUAAAUCUGCAGAUCUUGGACUCUGGAUUACCGGAUUGCUGCAGAGUUGAGAAAAGUGAAUUCCGCUGAACGAAGACAAGAUGCCAUGGUCCGCGAGUAGUUCGUGUUUAGUCCGCAGCAGCAGUGUUCGCAAGCGUUAGUGUUGUGACGUGAAGAAGAAGAUUCGAAGAUUUUGGGGAGAAGUGAAGUGAAAUCGAGUGGGAAGGGCAAGAAGAACCCAAAAGAAAGUCGGAAGCAUGGGGAAGAAGUCCGGGGCCGCGCAGAGAAUGCGGCGUCCGGAGGAGCCGUCCAUAGGCGGUGGCGGCGGUGGGAGCAGUAGUGUUAGCAGGCCGAAAAUGUUCAGUGUUUCAAUGUUAGCAGCCAUCUUAGCGUUAGUGUUAGUGUUAGAUCUUAAUGUUGUCCUAGUAUCGUGUAAGCACCAUCGCCAUCACAGCGCAAACAGCGAAGAGUUCAAGUUCGACCCAACGAACAGCUUUAUUAGCUUAGUCCUGCCACACGACACAUAUCCCGGCUACAGCAUUCAGAAGUUUACGGCAAACUUCACCAGUCCAAAUUCGCCAUUUUCGUCGAUCUCGUCGUACUCGUCCAAGCCGCUGAAUUACCGGCUGCUCGAGACCGACUACUCCAAGUACUUUACGGUGCUGGACGACGGAAUGGUCAUGACCACGUCGGACCUCUCCCCGCUAGUCAACCGACCGGUCAAGCUGGUCGUCCUGGAGGAGACGCCCAACUCCACUGCCACCCAUCAGCUGCAGCUGUACAUCAUGAACCGCAAAGACAUGCUGCAUUUCCCCAGUGCGCUCGGUGAGAACGUCGGUGAACUGAGUGAAAACAAACCCGCCGGUACGCGAGUCCGCGAACUUCCGAUCCUUCAGGCAAACUCCGCGCGCGGUGCCAAAACCGUAAUCUACACGAUCGCGUCCGGUAACGCGGGUCACGAGUUCGCACUGGAGGACAGCAGCACCGGCGAGAUCAAGGACACCGUCCGCAUCGACGACACCCGCAAGCACGGAGUGUUCCUCGUCUCGAACAAACCCCUCGACCGGGAGUCCAAAGACCUGUACACUCUAGUCCUGGAAGCCUCAGACCCGAAAAAGAUCAACAAGGCCCAGGUUAAGCUCCAGGUCAAGAUCCUCGACGUCAACGACAAUCACCCGACCUUCACCAAACCCGACUACCGGUUCACCGUGAACGGCGUCAAGUCCACCAACAACUACGGCAACGAAACCAUCUCGUACGAACGCUUCACCAGCGUCGGCAAGGUCGAAGCCAAGGACGCCGACGGCGACAAGGUCGCGUACCGUCUCCUCAACCCCAGCAACACCGUCGUGAUCGUCCCCCAAACCGGAGAACUCCUCCUCGCCGGAGAACCCGACACCCCAGAACUCUUCAUCGACGUGGAAGCGCACGACAUCCGCACCCCCAGCCUCAAAUCCGUCAAACCCGCUCGCGUCCUCGUGGAGUUCGUCGCCCCGGACCCGAUCCCGGUCGUGGUGCAGCACCUGAACCACGAGUACCAGCACUCCCACCGGCGGGACAAGCGGCGCGUUACGCGGGCCGUCCGACCGACCAAGCGGAUUGAGUUCACCGAAGCGGACGGGGAUUCCGAGGGGCGGAAUGUGUUCCAGCUGGAGAAGGAAACGGACAAGGAGACGUUCAAGAUACGGGACGAGAACCCGUGGGUGACGGUCGAGACGAACGGAGCGGUGCGGGUGAAGAAGAAGUGGGACUACGAGGAGUUGGGGCCGGAGAAGACGAUCGACUUUUGGGUGAUCAUCACGAACCAGGGGCCGGGCAACAACAAGGAUAAUGGAAACAAUGGCCAGCUGAAAUAUACCGACAACCAGCGCGUGAUCAUCCACGUCAAGGACGUCAACGAUGAGCCACCGUACUUCAUCAACCGCCCCCUCCCGAUGCAGGCCGUCGUCCAGCUGAACGCGCCUCCAAACACUCCGGUGUUCACGCUGCAGGCCCGCGAUCCGGACACCGACCACAACAUCCACUACUUCAUCGUGCGCGAUCGAACCGGAGGACGGUUUGAGGUGGACGAACGGUCCGGAGUGGUGCGAACCCGCGGAACCGAUCUGUUCCAGCUGGACAUGGAGUACGUGCUGUACGUGAAGGCCGAGGAUCAGAACGGCAAGGUCGACGAUCGACGCUUCCAGAGCACGCCCGAAGAGCGACUGUCGAUCGUGGGUGGCAAGCGGGCGCCGCAGUUCUACAUGCCGAGUUACGAGGCUGAGAUCCCGGAAAAUCAGAAGAAGGACUCAGAUAUCAUCUCGGUGAAGGCAAAGUCGUUUGCGGAUCGUGAAAUACGGUACACGUUGAAGGCCCAAGGACAGGGUGCCGGAACGUUCAACAUUGGGCCGACCUCCGGGAUUGUGAAGCUCGCGAAGGAGCUGGACUUUGAGGAUCUUCGACAGCCGCACGUGUACUCGCUCGUGGUGACGGCGACCGAGGAUUCUGGAGGGUUCUCUACUUCUGUGGAGCUCACAAUCCGCGUAACGGACGUGAACGACAACGCGCCCAAGUUCGAGCUGCCCGACUACCAGGCGCACAACGUCGACGAGGACAUCCCGCUGGGCACGAGCAUCCUCAAGGUGAAGGCCAUGGACUCGGACUCGGGAGCGAAUGCCGAAAUCGAAUACCUCGUUUCGGACGACCACUUUGCGGUGGACUCGAACGGAAUCAUCGUGAACAACAAGCAGCUGGACGCGGACAACAACAACGCGUACUACGAGUUUGUCGUGACGGCCAAGGACAAGGGCGAACCGGCCAAGACCGGAACGGCCACGGUUCGAGUUUACACGAAGAACAAGAACGACGAAGAACCGAAGUUUUCACAGCAGGUGUACACGCCAAAUGUGGAUGAGAAUGCUGGGCCGAACACGCUGGUGACGACGGUGGUGGCGUCCGAUAAGGACGGUGACAAUGUGCGGUUUGGGUUCGUCGGGGGUGGCACCAACAGUGGCCAGUUUGUGAUUGAGGAGAUCACGGGGGUGAUUCGGUUGCACAGCAAGGGCAUCUCGCUCGAUCGGGACAAGUAUGAGCUGAAUGUGACAGCUAUGGAUGAUGGGUCGUGCUGUAUCAACGGUGAUGCGACGAUCCAUACAUCUACAGCUGUCGUCGUGGUGUUCAUUACCGAUGUCAACGACAACAAGCCGGUGUUCAAGGACUGCGGAACUUACUACCCGAAGGUUGAGGAGGGCGCGCCGAACGGGAGCCCUGUGAUAAAGGUGCAGGCGACCGACGAGGACAAGGGCGUCAAUGGACAGGUCAAAUACUCGAUCGUCCAGCAGCCCAACCAGAAGGGUACAAAGUUCACCGUCGACGAGGAAACCGGCGAGGUCUCCACGAACAAGGUGUUUGAUCGUGAAGGUGACGACGGCAAGUUUGUGUCCGUCACGGUAAAGGCGACCGAUCAGGGAGAGCCCAGCCUGGAAGGCGUGUGCUCGUUUACGGUGGAGAUUACUGAUGUGAACGACAAUCCGCCGUUGUUCGAUCGACAGAAAUACGUCGAAAACGUCAAGCAGGACGCCAGCAUCGGCACCAACAUCCUGCGCGUGUCCGCCUCGGACGAGGACGCCGACAACAACGGCGCCAUCGUGUACACCCUGAGCGCCCCCCACAGCCCGAACGACCUGGAGUACUUUGAGAUCCAGCCCGAGUCCGGCUGGAUCGUGCUGAAGAAGCCACUGGACCGCGAAACGUACAAGCUGGAGGCGAUGGCCCAAGACAAGGGCUACCCGCCCCUGUCGCGGACGGUCGAGGUGCAGAUCGACGUCGUCGAUCGGGCAAACAACCCGCCGGUGUGGGACAGCUCAGUUUAUGGUCCGAUUUACGUGAAGGAAAAUAUGCCGGUCGGUGGAAAAGUCGUUUCCAUUAAAGCCAGCUCCGGAAUCGAGGGCAACCCGACCGUGUUACCGGCUCAUGCCGGGCUCGACGGCGCAAACGAACAAGCUGCACACGUUCUACCUGCAGCAGCGGCCCGACAACGGCGACACGUGGGCCGACAUAAAGGUGAACCACCCGCUCGACUUUGAGACGAUAAAGGAAACAACGGCGCCCAGCAGCUGGCCUCGGAGGCGACUGUUUACAUACAAUUAGAGGAUGUAAACGACGAAAUUCCGCUGUUUACGGAACGUGAACAGGAAACGGUGCUCGAGGGUGAACCGAUCGGCACCAAGGUGACGCAGGUGAACGCCAUCGACAAGGACGGCACCUUCCCGAACAAUCAGGUGUACUACUACAUCGUCGACUCGCCCCGUAACGAGGGCAAGGACUUCUUCGAGAUCAACCUCCAAAGUGGGGAGAUCUUCACGAAGGUGAUUUUCGAUCGUGAAAAGCAGGGCGCGUACGCCCUCGAGGUGGAGGCCCGCGACGGAGCCCCGUCGGCACGACCCAACAGCAACCAGCAGCCCAACUCAGGACUACUUCGGUUGUGCUUCCCCUUAACGAGCGGGGGAAAAUCUCGACUUCCACGCUGGAAGUUUUGGCCGCUGGAAGUUGCAUUCCGGAAAACGGCAGAAUGUGGGCCACUCGGGCUCAACAACAAACUUCCCGGAGCGAGCGGCGGCGGCAUCCCGAUGUAA
Messenger RNA from Culex pipiens pallens (northern house mosquito), 4864 nucleotides. RefSeq names its product neural-cadherin-like. The record is from RefSeq and is a predicted model, not a curated record. Gene Ontology annotation, molecular function: calcium ion binding. Gene Ontology annotation, biological process: homophilic cell-cell adhesion. Gene Ontology annotation, cellular component: plasma membrane; cell-cell junction. NCBI's taxonomy places the organism in Eukaryota, Metazoa, Arthropoda, Insecta, Diptera, Culicidae.